This is a messenger RNA of Pristis pectinata (smalltooth sawfish), 1668 nucleotides long. It is a transcript of the gene fam110d, whose product is annotated as family with sequence similarity 110 member D. The record is from RefSeq and is a predicted model, not a curated record. Bases 338 to 1498 code for a protein of 386 amino acids. The transcript is spliced from 2 exons. Lineage: Eukaryota; Metazoa; Chordata; Chondrichthyes; Rhinopristiformes; Pristidae.
UCUCUGGAGUGUAUCCUGCCUUUAACAUAAUGUUGGCUGGAGAGGGAGUAUCAAGAAGAGGAUUCCUAUCAGAAAUAUCCAGUAAUGGUCACAGUCACAACCUGGCUUGUGGGGGAGGACGUGUGGAGCUGAGGGGGAAGUUUGGUGAAGUGUUCCAGUUGAGAGUGGAGUACCUUAAUGGAUGCUCUCAGAAAGCUUUUGAUCCCACUUCUUGCUGAUUUUUACAACAAAAGGUCCAUUGAGGAGCUGAUGUGUUUUUAACCACACCAGAGCAAGAUUGUUAGAAGACGUCAGGUGACCUGAUUCCAUUGACCUGAGUAUGGCAAAAUUGGUCUGAAUGCUGCUGCUGGGUUCUGUUCUGGGCUCCUUGUAUUAUCCUGACAGGUGCAGAAUGAAGCCAGUCACUCCAGUCAGUUCUCCGUCGCCCCUCAGACUGUUGAACAAAGGCCCAGAGUAUCUCCGCAAGCAAAUGGAAAGCGACAACAGGAGUCGGAUGCUGAGUGCUGUCGAAAGGCUUGAAGCGGACAAGCCCAAGUAUGUUAAAAGCCAGCAAGCAAUGACCGCCAAGCAAGAGGCCGUCAUUGGACCCUGUGCAUCACCGCCAUCUUUUGCUGGGAACCGGGUCAGGCUGUGCGAAGCCAGGGGCCCGUGCCAGGAAUUUAAUGCCAGGAAAGAGAAUACCAACAUGGAGGAGCUUAACAAUGCUAGGAAUGUCUUGCUGGACAAGCCAUCCCAUGAAACGGUGGUUACCAGGAGGGCCAUCACCAAGAGAGUCAUGAGGCCCGAUUCCUUGAUCAUCUACCGACAGAAACGGGAUUGCAAGAUAGGGAGCACUGAGACCUCGAGGGGUUACAACUUCAUUCGACGACUGUUUCAGGGGUCAAUGAGGGACAAACAGGUAGUCUCCCUGGAACUGCCAAAGAUCAUCCUAAAGGAAGAUGGCAGAUCCUUCCCUGAAGGUAACUCGCACACGUGUCCUUUCAAUGUCGGAGAUGAAGCAGAAGCUGAGAAUCACUGCGUCAAUCUCGUUUCCCACAAAGAAGUCACAGGCUGCCCUUCGUCACACACCUGCAACAUCAAUACUCAGAACUUGCCACGUGAGCCCUCUGAAGCUAAUGGGCCAGUAGCUUUGAGAAACAGGACUUUACAACGCUCAAACUCUGACCUCCCUCUGCGCAACUCUGUGGCUUUGUCGGAAAAGGACAGGUUUUUCAAUUACUGUGGCCUCGACCUGGAUGUAGCGGAACGUCUUGGGCUGUCGAGGUUCUCUCCUGCCAACUCGGACUCCACCUUGCCCAGGGUUCAGAACACCAGCUUGGCUGACAGUGAAGGCAGUGAAUUUUUUCGCUGGAGUCAAGAUGGAGAAGGUCUUUACGAAGAAGAAAUUCAUGAGCAAAUCUCUUCCGGGAUAUCCGUCAUUGAGAGGAAUGCACGGGUCAUCAAGUGGUUGUAUGGCUGCAAGAAGGCCAAAGAGGGACCAAGGGAGUCAACAGUGUAGAGAAGAGAUGAUUUAAAUUUAACUCAAUUUGCAUAGACGAUAUUGUCUCUGCAUUACAAUCUCACUUAUAAGAAGGGAAUUGGAACAGAUUAAAUCUUCGAGUAUUUAAAGUUUUAUUUUCAUUAUUUAACUCUGAAGACUACUAUUCAGCUUUGGUCUGAAAGUCUUAU